AUGUUCGUCAAACUCACGCUUUCUUUGUUCCUCGCGGUAGUCGCUAUAGCCCACGGUGGAAGCAUUUUAGAUAUAUUCAACUGGGAGGACAGUAAGAAGUUAUUAGAAGUUACGCAGCCACAAGCAGCACCAGAAAUUCGCAAUGACAUUAACUGCAAGUGGAAGUGCAAGGGUCCAGCUUGUGUCUGUUGCAUCGACACUAACGUCACGAGCUAUGAUCCGGAAGGAUCAAAGUGUAUACACAUGAGAUACAUGUCAAAAGAAGAAGGACUCUUCGUUCAAAUUUCCCACGGGAAGAAAAUUGAAUAUGAGAAAGUACAAAUGACCAGCCCGGGUCCGAUAUGCUUGGUAAUGAGCAUGUUAUUCCAAAUGUGCGCAAUCUUCACUCGCAUGGCUCCCACUGCUGACGGCCUCCGAGGAUGCGUUCAUCUUGAACCGGGCACCAUAUUCUUGUCCCAGAAUAAAAUUCCUCUAGGUUGCUUCAAAGCGAAUGAAGCUGGAAUGGAAAUGUCGGACCCACCCAGUGAUUUACUUGAAAGUGAACAUGAAAAUACUGAAGAAAAUAAUAAUGAGGAUGAUGCCAGUGAAACCGACAUCGAUUUUGACCCUAACAAAUUCUUUGCUGGAGUCUAUCAGACUGCACAACAGAGCAUCGCCUUACUAAGUAGCCUUUUAGAGGAAACAAGUAACUCCACAAAACCGGCCAGUCCAGCCGAAACCAGCAGUUUACCGACGCCUGAAGAGAAAAUAACAGAGUCAACCCAGAAAAGAGCACCUAAAAACUUAAAACAUCCCAAUCAACUGUGA
Molecule: messenger RNA, 807 nt
Organism: Arctia plantaginis
Lineage: Eukaryota; Metazoa; Arthropoda; Insecta; Lepidoptera; Erebidae
Source: the annotation of a GenBank genome assembly